Syzygium oleosum is the source of this 2718-nucleotide messenger RNA. RefSeq names its product cation/H(+) antiporter 14-like. Gene Ontology annotation, biological process: proton transmembrane transport; regulation of pH. The record is from RefSeq and is a predicted model, not a curated record. NCBI's taxonomy places the organism in Eukaryota, Viridiplantae, Streptophyta, Magnoliopsida, Myrtales, Myrtaceae. The transcript has 4 exons. The coding region runs from base 88 to 2475 and encodes 795 amino acids. Gene Ontology annotation, cellular component: membrane; endomembrane system. Gene Ontology annotation, molecular function: antiporter activity.
AUAGCUAGUCUUUCUGGUUUGCUUCUUCUUCUUCUUCUUCUCGGACGCGAGCGAAUUGAGCUUGUGUGAUCCUGGAUCUCGCUGGAAAUGGAGGGAAUGAAGCAUUGGCAAAGCAAGGAUGCGACAAUAGGGUCGGUGUCGGGUCCAUUCCAGACCGAGAUCCUCGUCUGCCAACGGACGGACAACAUAGUUAACUCGCAGGGGGUCUGGUACUCCAAUCCAUUCAACUCCGCCAUGCCCGUCCUGAUGUUCCAGAUCAUCUUGGUCUUCUUCGCUGCCCGGAUUCUCUUCCUCUUCCUCAAACCUCUCCGUCCGAGUCUCACCAUCGCCUACAUUCUGGCAGGUAUAGUAAUCGGUCCCUCCGUCUUAGGCCACAACCGCAGAUACCUGGCCGAGGUAUUCCCUCCGGGAGGCAUAACCAUUCUCAUGACGUUUUCCGAACUAGGGUUCCUGAUCCACCUCUUCACGAUCGGCGUGCAAAUUGACACCGGCAUCCUGCGGAGGGCCAGGAAGAGAGAGCUCCUGAUCGGGACCAUGUGCUUCCUCUCGCCUUACGCGGUCGCCUAUCUCUCCUACUUUGCCCUCAAGGGCUUGGUCGACUUGGACGGCUCGUUGAGGUACUCUGUCCCCUACAUCGCCAUCGUCAACUCCCUCUCCUCUUUCCCCGUCAUCACGUCGCUCCUCACUGACCUUCGGAUCCUCAACUCGGACCUCGGACGGUUCGCCGCGCACGUGUCGCUGGUGUGUGACUCGUGGACGUGGGCCUUGUCUCUGCUGUCGAAUGCUGCCGGCGUGGCCUUCCGGCACUCCAAGUCAGAGUCACUGUGGUCAAUAUUCAGCACACUCAUGUUCAUCUCUCUCAUCGUCUUCAUCGUUCGCCCCGUGACGAAGUGGUCAAUCCAAUGCGCAGAGGAUGGAAAAGAGGAGGAGGUCCAUUUCUUUGAGAUUAUGGUGAUCUUGCUGGGGUGUGCGCUGCUGUCGGAGACCGUGGGCCAGCACUCCGGCUUCGGAGCAUUCUUGAUGGGCUUGGCUUUGCCGCACGGACCGCCCUUGGGGACGACCUUGGUCCAGAAGCUAGAGACAGUCUCGAACAGCCUGCUGGUGCCAAUGUUCCUGGCCGUGAGCGGGGUGCGGACGGACAUAUCGAGCGUGGUCGCGGCGUCAUCCGGGUACACGCAGGUGAUAAUAAUGAUGGGCUACGUGGGGAAGUUCUCAGGGACGCUCGUGACCGCCAUCGGCUGCGGCACGCCGUUCUGGGACGCGGUCCCUCUCAGCCUCAUCAUGUGCUGCAAAGGCAUCAUUGAGGUCGCUAUUUAUGUCAUGUGGUAUGACAGAAAGAUCAUAGAUCAACAAGUCUACGCUCAGCUGGUGCUCACCAUGGUGAUCGUGACUACGUUGGUGAGGCCCAUCGUCGCUUAUUUAUAUGAUCCAUCCAGCAAAUACACGAUCAAUGGACGAAGAACCCUCCCGCAAUCGAAGGAAGGCGUCAAGGUCCAGAUCCUCGUUUGCAUCCACAACGAAGACAGUGUCCCCACCGUCAUGAAUCUCCUCGAAGCCUCCAACCCCGCCCCUCACAGCCCCAUCUCCGUCUUCGUCCUCCACCUCAAGGAGCUCAGGGGCCGGUGCGCCUCCGUCCUCGUCCCCCACCACCACCUCGACAAGGCCGCCUCCAAGGCGUCCGGGUCCGACCACGUCGUCAACGCGUUCACCAACUACGCGCAGCGCAACCAUGGGAGCGCCGUGGUGCAGCACUUCACCGCCAUCUCGCCCUACGAGAGCAUGCACGACGACGUGUGCGCCCUCGCGCUCGACAAGCGGACCCAUCUCAUCAUCGUGCCCUUCCACAGGACGUGGGCCAUCGACGGGUCCGUCGGGUCCACCAACCGCGCCCUCCGCAACGUGAACAUGAAUGUGAUGGGCAAGGCGCCCUGCUCCAUUGGGGUCCUCAUCGAUCGGGGCCCGCUGGCGAGCGCCCCGCACGCGGCGGCCGGCGAGGCCACGCCGUACCGAGUUUUCGUGCUCUUCUUGGGGGGCGCAGACGACCGGGAGGCGCUCACCUACAGCCUGCGAAUGGCCGACCACCCGUGGGUCAGCCUCACCAUAGUUUGGGUCAAGAGUAGAGAGCACGAGAACGAGGGCGAGAGCCAGUUUGACAAAGAAGCGAUGGGUGACUUCCGGGCCAAGGUGGGCAACAAUAGGAAGGUGAAGUGCGUCGAGGAAAUGACAAGAGACGGGGUCGGCACCAUCCAGGCGAUCCGCUCGGUCGAGACCGCGGUCGACCUGUUGAUAGUGGGCAAGCACCACGACCCGUCGUCGCCGCUCAUCUCGGGCUUGACGGAGUGGAGCGAGUACCCCGAGUUGGGAGUCAUCGGUGACCUGCUCGCCACUUCCGAUUUCAGGUUCUCGGUUUUGGUAGUGCAGCGAGAGCCCACGGCGGAAAGAUCACUGCCCUUUACUGAGCUUAUGGAUCAGUAGGUAGGUCGUAGAGAUCGUCGGUGGCGACUCCGUUUGUCGGAGCGUGAAAAUUGAACGAUCGAUCGCGAGCACCUCCGGCGAGAGACGCUUUGUUUCUCUCUUGGUUUCGUAAUGCAUAGUACGAGGAGAUUAGGUACAUUUUGGACAUAUAAUCAUGAUUGAAGAAUGUAUGUAUAUAUUAUGGAUGGUUGGACAAAAUUCCAAAACCGAAUGUAUAUGUGUAGAUUGUUCGGUUCGGCGAAA